CCGCAAUUUGCGCAGUCGGAAAAGUACUACGACAAGGCGUUGCAGUUGAUCCCGGACUUCUGUCCGGCGCUGUCCUACAAGACGGAGUUGAAGCUCCAGAUGGGCGACCGGCUGGGGGCUUUUGAUUUGUUCCUCCAGGCCUGCAGUUCCUGCGGUCAAGACAGUAUCGACAUUCGCUCGGUGGUGUCCGGGUACGGGAAGAAAAAUUGGAAUUUGCCGUGCGGGACGGCUUGUACGGAUUUAGAAUCUACUAUUUCGUCGGGAAGCUGCGAAACCAGAGCCGACGCGGAAAGGCGGACCACGUUCGUCGCGGGCGCGAGUCUGGCGGCGGCGCCUACGGCGGCGUUACCAACCACGUCUUCGGGCACUACUGGCAGCGGGCAGACAUCCAGUAGCGGAGAUGGUAAUAACCCAGAGGUGGGCGCCAGUCGUGAGGAGGCAGCCACCAAAGCGAGCGGUGCGACGCUGCUCGGAUUUAGCCUCACGGACCCGCUGACCUUCGUGAUUCUUGGCGGCGCGGGGUUGGUGGUUCUCAUCCUACUGGCCGUGGCUGUAUCGAAGUUGUGUCGCAAAAACGCAGAAGACGGUGACCCCGAUUCAGGUAGCAUUCGUCAAGCGAGCAAACCUGCUUCGGUGUCGCCCUCAACAGCAGGAGCUGCAGAGGGGAACACGACCAGCAUCAAAGGCGGCCCGGAAACACAACAACCGGCAGCGAAGAAGAAGGACCCUCGCGCUUGGAACAGCAGUGGCACAGCCACCAGUGCAGAGAAGAGAAAGCAAGAGUACGAGCAGCGCCACGUAACCAACGCCAGUCGGUCGCGGGGCGACAAAAUUUCCCCGGAGAGCGACCGAAAUAGUAGCUCCGAGAGCAACGGGAAUGCCAAAACUGCGUCAAACGCGGGUCCCCGGGCACGCGGCGGCGCCGGAGCCACGACGAGUGC
Amoebophrya sp. A120 is the source of this 941-nucleotide messenger RNA. The record is from the annotation of a GenBank genome assembly. NCBI's taxonomy places the organism in Eukaryota, Dinophyceae, Syndiniales, Amoebophryaceae.